AUGGACAUUGGGUCCGAAAACACAUUGUUCGCGAACAACGAAGGACCCUCCGACCGCUAUUCACGUUCGCUAUCGAACCUCAUCAACUCUAUCGCCAGUGCCAGCUUCCUCACCAUUCCACUCCCCGCUUCUCCAAAACAUCCCCAACUAGUUUCACCCGUGUCCGCCAGUCCCGCUAUCAACAACGUGCCUCUCAUCAAUAUACCAAUUCCCGCUGCUCCAUCACCAGUCCAAUCAGCGCCCCAAGAACUGCCCGUACUAGAAAUCCAGUCAGUGUUGCAACUCCUCUCGGUACCGCAGGUCGAACCAGCACCACAAGUACAGCUCGUAACGGAACCCCAACCAAUGCCGGAGCUCCACCUAACACCAGAAAUCGAGCCAGCACUGGAGGUUCAACCAACACCACAGGUUCAACCACCAGCAGAAACGCAGCCGGUGACAACCACACAGCCAUCUCGCGAGCCAAGUGUCGAAACCGGUACCACUCCCCCCGAUAUACAACCAAACCUCCCCACCUGGCUGCGCAAUAUACUGAACUGA
Molecule: messenger RNA, 540 nt
Organism: Dacryopinax primogenitus
Lineage: Eukaryota; Fungi; Basidiomycota; Dacrymycetes; Dacrymycetales; Dacrymycetaceae
Exons: 1
Coding region: 1-540 (179 amino acids)
Source: RefSeq, a predicted model, not a curated record